AUGGCAGCUUCCGGUGCGAGUGCAUCGACACUGGCGCCGUCGCAGGGGGGGCACGAGAGCCCCGAAGGACUUUCCGAGCUGGUGGCCUUGGCCGAGCAGCUUCUGAGUCAACCAGAGCCACAACAGCUGGCGCUUCUGGUGCAGCAGCUCCAGGCCUUUGCCGUGGCAGAACUGCGACGUGGUGCCGCCCUCUCUGGCCCGGCUGCCCGAGCCUUUGCUGAAGUAGCCACCGGUGCAAGCGAUGCGCUGCGCGAGGGCGCUGAGAAACAGCUCCGCUGGGCAGCCGGUGCUGCCGCAUCCUUGCUGUUGACUUUCAGUGUCAGCCUGCAGCCUGCCAUGGCAGCGGAUGUCGUGAACUACUCUGACUUCAUGGAUUCCAUCAACCGCGGUGAUGUCGAGAUGGUCCGCGUCAAGGAUGACCAGGUGUCAGCACGGUACACGACCAAGGAUGGCGCUCGCCAAGGCGCGAACCUCUACGCGAGGUCUGUGGUUGCUGACGCUUUCAUGAUCGCUGCCGAUGGGGAGGCCCACCCAGGUGGGCCCUUAGACUUCCUGGCAGACUUUGCCGGCCCCAUCGCGCUGAUGUGUCUGCAGAUGCCUGCUGCUGAUGGCACUCUUCAGAUGCUUGGACUCAGCGGGGGUUGUCGGCUCUUCAGGGCUGACUUUGACCUUGCCAUGCGGAGUAUCGAGGAUGCGGCAGACAUGGUGGACGAAGCCUCGGCGGGCUCGGUGCAGAAGAAGGCUAAGGAAGCCGACCUCAUGAAAAAGGCUGAGAGCGUCUGUGACGUGCUCGAUCAAGCCGUCAGCGGGGACAAGCAGGCCCUGAGCUGCGUCUUCGCUGAUCGCGGCUGCGAGUGGUUCGGCCGACUGCGGCUGGUCGUGGACACGGUUCAGCUAGAGGCCUAUCACACUGAUUCCCGAUGGAAGCACUUGCUGAGCACAUGCUCCACGAUCGAGGCGGUGCUGAAGGAGCGUGGGGCCUUUCGCCCCUGGAAGCCCUCGCAAGGCAGCGGCCACUCCGAGAGCUUGCUGAGGCGGGCCAUGGUCAAGGAACUGCGCCACCAGCACGGCGAGGCCGACGAUCUUCCCGAGGAGCUUCGGGAGUUUGCCCUCGCAGGCCCUAGCUUCGUGUCGGGUCUUUUAGAGGAGGAGCUUUCGGCUUCCGGAGGUCACGCUGCGGCGAAGCAGGUGGAGGCAAGUUCCUCCUUGGGUCGUGGCAUUUGGGUGUGCGGGAGGGGGGAUAGCGGGCGUGUUGGCGAGAGCGAGAUUUGGCUACUUACAAGAGCAAUCGCUGAAGAGGCAGCACUUUCUCGUCUGGUGGCCUUGGCCGAUCAGCUUCUGAGUCAACCAGAGCCACAACAGCUGGCGCUUCUGGUGCAGAAGCUCCAGGCCUUUGCCGCGGCAGAACUUCGACGCGGUGCUGACCGCCUCCCCGGCCCGACUGCCCGAGCCUUUGCUGAAGUAGCCACCGGUGCAAGCGAUGCGCUGCGCGAGGGCGCUGAGAAACAGCUCCGCUGGGCAGCCGGUGCUGCCGCAUCCUUGCUAUUGACUUUCAGCAUCAGCCUGGAGCCUGUUGUGGCCGAAGAUGUCGUGAACUACUCGGACUUCAUAUACUCCGUUAACAGGGGUGAUGUCGAGAUGGUCCGCGUAUGGGAUGACCACGUGUCGGCAGAGUACACGACCAAGGAUGGCGCUCGCCACGGCGUCAACCUCUACGCGAGGUCUGUGGUUGCUGACGCUGUCAUGAUCGCUGCAUCCGAAGAGGGGGGGGCCCACCCAGGUGGUGGGCCCUUAGACUUCCUGGCACGCUUCGCCGCCCCCAUCGCAUGCCUCCGCUUAGAGGCAGGGGUUUUCAUGUUGGUGACGCCUGUCCAGGACAAGCUUUUCGCCGGGGUUGUGCGUGGGCGGAGCUAUGCUCCGGGGCGACGGCAGGAGCCUGAGCUUUUGCAGGGUAAGGCUUGCACGCCGACUAGUCGGCUGUCUUAG
This is a messenger RNA of Symbiodinium sp. CCMP2592, 1986 nucleotides long. The record is from the annotation of a GenBank genome assembly. Lineage: Eukaryota; Dinophyceae; Suessiales; Symbiodiniaceae.